Molecule: messenger RNA, 639 nt
Organism: Merops nubicus (carmine bee-eater)
Lineage: Eukaryota; Metazoa; Chordata; Aves; Coraciiformes; Meropidae
Gene: ARMC10
Product: armadillo repeat containing 10
Exons: 4
Cellular component (GO): mitochondrion
Source: RefSeq, a predicted model, not a curated record
GAUAUAAUCCGAAAUUUGGGUGGCCUUUCUAUUAUUGGAGGGAUGCUCUCAGAUUGCUCUCCCAAAGUCAAAGAAAAAGCACUAAAUGCACUUAAUAAUUUGAGUAUGAAUAUUAAAAAUCAGGAAGAGAUACAGGUGUAUAUUACACAAGUUUGUAGGAAUGUUGAGUCAGCUCCCCUGAACUCUGAUCUACAACUAGCUGGACUCAGAUUGUUGACAAAUAUGUCUGUUACCAGUGACUACCACCAUAAGGUUGUAAACUCAGUUCCAUGCUUUCUUCAUUUGCUUUCAGAAGGAACUGAAAGGACGCAGAUUCAAGUUUUGAAAGUACUUGUGAACUUAUCUGCAAACCCAGCCAUGACAAGACAUCUUCUCAGAGCUCAGGUGCCAUCACUGCUGUUACUUUUUGACAACCAUAUAAACAGAGACAUUCUUCUCAGAGCCCUGACGUUUGCAGCAAACUUGAAAAAGAACAUGAACAACGACGACAGCACCACGACUCAGGACAAAUACAGCAAAGAUUCUGUUUUCUUUAUGUUCUGCAGGGACUCGACCCCAUUCGCCCAGAAACUGGCAUCUUUGUUGCAUCACCCUGAUACAGAAGUGAAAGAGCAAGUUGUGAGGAUAUUAACACAAUAG